Molecule: messenger RNA, 1182 nt
Organism: Pseudopodoces humilis (Tibetan ground-tit)
Lineage: Eukaryota; Metazoa; Chordata; Aves; Passeriformes; Paridae
Source: RefSeq, a predicted model, not a curated record
AUGCCCUGCUCCAUCCCGGACUCACCCCCAGCUCGCAGCGCCCUCAGCUCCCGGGCACCCCGAGCUCCCGGCGCUUCAGCGCAGCGGCGCUUCCUUGGCCUCCUGCCCGGGCCGGGCCCAGCGCCGGGGCCGCUCCUCAGCCGAGGCUUCCGAGAAAUGGCGGAGAUCAGGCCAAGGGAGGAGAGGCCGUGCCUUCUCCACUCCCUGUGUUACCUGGAUGUGGCGGUGUCAGAGCCCAGCCUGGGGGUCCCCCAGUUCAUGUCCUUGGGGUUCAUGGAUGGGAUCCUCUUCACACGCUACGACAGCGAGCAGGGCCAGGUGGAGCUACAGACACAGUGGAUGGAGGAUGGAGCUGAGCAGGGAUAUUGGGAGAGCCAGACCCAGAUCGCUGUGAGGAACCAGCACAUAGUUGCCAGGAACCUGAAGACGCUGCGGCACCGGUACAACCAGAGCAGGGGGAUCUGUCUCCACACCUCACAGUGGCUUUACGGCUGUGACCUCCUGGACAAUGGGAGUGUCCGUGGAUCCAGCCGGUACCGCUACGACGGGCGGGAUUUCAUCUCCUUUGAGCUGGGAUCCAAGAGCUUUGUGGCGGCCGACGACGCUGCUGAGAUCACCCGGAGACUCUGGAAAGAAAAAGGGAAUGUGGCUGAGGGGCGGGAGAAUUACCUGAAACACGUCUGCCCAGAAUGGCUCCGGAAAUACGUCGGAUAUGAGCAGAAAGAGCUGGAGCGCAAAGUGGUCCCUGACGUCCAUGUGUCCGGAAAAGAGGAACAUGGGACACUGAUCCUAUCCUGCCACGUGUACGGAUUCUAUCCCAACACCAUUGCGGUCAACUGGAUGAAGGGGGGUGAAAUCUGGGAUCAGGAGGCGGAGUGGGGCGGGAUCGUUCCCAACAGCGACAGCACCUCCCACACCUGGGCCAGGAUCGAGGUGCUGCCGGAGGAGUGGGAGCAGUACCGGUGCCGGGUGGAGCAUCCCGGAAUGCUGGAACCUGGGAUCUUCACUUGGGAGCCGACAGCUGGCGGGAAUCUCGCCAUGGUGAUCGCUGUGUCCAUCACUGCUGCCAUCCUCGUCCUUGUCCUCAUUGGAUUCGGUGUCUGGAGGCUCCAAUCCAGGAAGAGGGACAGGAAUGGAUACAACCCGCCAGCCAGUGAGUUCCAGUGGUGGAUCCAGCUCUGA